This is a messenger RNA of Suillus subaureus, 480 nucleotides long. RefSeq lists its product as uncharacterized. Bases 1 to 480 code for a protein of 159 amino acids. The transcript is spliced from 6 exons. NCBI's taxonomy places the organism in Eukaryota, Fungi, Basidiomycota, Agaricomycetes, Boletales, Suillaceae. The record is from RefSeq and is a predicted model, not a curated record.
AUGGAGAGUAAGGGUUGUAUCCUUGGUACAAAAAAGACAUACAACACUGAUGGGGGGACCACAGUAGGCAUGAAGCAAGACAGUAGAUGCCUCACAUUUACCUUGGAAUGGCUGCUCCUUCACAUUUCUGCUCUGUCACCUGACUAUGCAAGCCAGUAUGACCUUUGCAACUGGUUGGACACAUGUAUUCUCCAUGGGUAUCUAGCAGGGGAGGUCCAUGCAAGUGGUCAUCCUGAAGUUCAUGGUCUGGGUACUGUGUGUCAUGAUAAUAUGGUUGCCUAUACCUACUGGGAUCACAAUGACCUGUGCUCUCAUGGUAAGGAGCAUGACUGUGACAUCAUUCCCCUUCUAGGAGGAUGGGCAGCAGCAGCAGGCACGGAAAUGAGGGCAGGCAUGACAGGUUCAAACAAAGGCUUGGAGGGCAAGGGCAUCUGGAGAGGCAAGGGAGAAGAGUUAGUACUAGGCAGCAGAGUAUGGUAG